AUGGCCGCCAGCUCCGACAACGCCGGCAACGCCAGCUCCGAAGGCCCAUCUCUCCGCACAGUCGUCUGCGGCCUCUCCCUGCCGUCGUGCGUCUUCAACUCGUCUAACCCGUUCGCAACCUCACUCGAGGAUCUGCAGGCGCUCGACGCCUCCGCCGCCGGCGCCGUCGCCACGCGCACCGCGUGCCCCGGCUUUGUGCACGAUGAGGCUACGAUGAAGUGGGCCUCGCCUGACGGCGCAAACACGAUCAACUGCCUCGGCUACUCGCCGCUCCCGUUCGAGUACUACACGGGCUGCCUGCCGCAGCUCUCCGGCGCCAAGCCCUGCUGGCUCUCCAUCUCUGGCAGCGCGGAGGAGGUUGGUGCGAUGGUGCGCGAGGCUGCAGCGCUGGCACCGUCCCUGCCAGGCGGCCUCGCGGUGGAGAUCAACCUCUCGUGCCCAAACAUCGCCGGCAAGCCUCCCCUCGCGUACGACUUUGACGCGCUGCGUGACUACCUCGGCACCGUCUUUGCUGCCGGGCCGCCGCCGCCGACCCUCGCGGUCGGCGUCAAGACGACGCCCUAUUUCUACGACGCGCAGUACACCGGCGCCGCCGCCGUGCUGAACGGCUGCCCGCACCUGUCCUUUGUCACCGCCAUCAACACGGUCGGCAACGGCCUCUACGUCGACGUCGCCACAGAGGCGCCCCUCCUCGCUCCCAGCUGCUACGGCGGGCUGGGCGGCGCCGCGGUGCACGCCAUCGCUCUCGGCAACGUGCGGAGGCUGCGUGCGCUGCUGCGGCCGUCGAUCGCCGUCAUCGGCUGCGGAGGAGCUGCCUUCCGCCACCUGCUCUGCGGCGCCUCGGCGGUGAUGGUCGCCUCGGCGCUCCUGCACGAGGGCGUGGGCGUCUUCGCGAGGGUCGAGGCAGAGCUGCGCGGCAUCAUGGCCUCCAAGGGCUACUCCGCCUGGGCGGACCAGGGCGGGCUCGAGGCGUGCCGCAAGGACGGAGAGUGGGUGUUCGUUCCGCCGGUGCUCUGCGACCCGCGCCGCGAGGGCGAGGAGGUGCCCGCGCGCUACUCGAUUGCCUUCUUUUGCAACCCGAACAAGGCGACGCUCGUGCAGUGCCUGCCCGGCUGCAGCGGCGAGGGCAACCCGCCCCGGUACGCGCCGAUCAACGCCUUCGAGUACAUCACGCGCCGGCUCUGCGGCACCAUCGACGAUCCAAUUACGGGCCAGGGACACCGACGGGGCGAGUAGGCGAGAGGGCCGGUGGGGAAGGAAGCUGGCAUGCAAAGUUGAGGGUCACGCCACGUCGCCAGCGCUGUGUCGACAGUUACGCACGUGUGAUGCGCCCAAUGUGUUGUAUUUUCCUGUGUACAUUGAGAGGGGUGAACCGCGCCA
Emiliania huxleyi CCMP1516 is the source of this 1380-nucleotide messenger RNA. RefSeq lists its product as hypothetical. Gene Ontology annotation, molecular function: dihydroorotate dehydrogenase activity. Gene Ontology annotation, biological process: 'de novo' pyrimidine nucleobase biosynthetic process. Gene Ontology annotation, cellular component: cytoplasm. NCBI's taxonomy places the organism in Eukaryota, Haptophyta, Isochrysidales, Noelaerhabdaceae. The record is from RefSeq and is a predicted model, not a curated record. Bases 1 to 1236 code for a protein of 411 amino acids. The transcript is spliced from 6 exons.